AUGCCGGCAAAAGGGAAGCGAAAGCCAACGCCUGGCCCCGUGUCACCGACCAAGAAGAUCAAGCUAGAGGACGUGACCGCGACAGAUGAGCUUGGUGCGCCUGGCAAGUGGCGUGACUGGCCGGCGCCCUUCACUCAGAUGACUGCCGCUCGCGAGUUCCUUCGACGGGCAACGAGCUCGCCAAAAAGCCAGGCAGUCGUCAUUGUGCCCGACAAAGAUGCCGACGGACUGUCGAGCUGUCGUGUGCUGUACCACACACUUGCCUUGCUCGGCAUGCCCCUCGAUCGUAUCAUCGUACAUCUCCUACUCAAAGGCACCAGCGUCUUCACACCCAAUGAGAAAGCGAGGCUCACCGAUGCAAUCUGUGCCACUCAAGCCAGCGAUGUCAGCGUUAUCGUUGUCGACCAAGGGAGCAGACCAGGACCGCCACUUUACGAUGCCGAACACUGCAAACAAGCGCAAAUCGAUGUGCAGUGUCUCAUCAUCGAUCAUCACCAGUCCAGCGAAUGGCCAGAUGGCGCCCAAGUACUGACUGCGUGCGACGCACAGCCGAUCGCGACAAGCUCGCUGUUGUCAUACUUACUGUGCUAUCCUCUUCAUCCUCAGGCACCCGCUGGCAAUGAUUGGGUUGCUGUGCUCGGUCUCUUUGGCGAUCUGGGACCAUCAGAAGUCAAGUUCGGUGAUCCACAGGGCGUUUGGCCAGUCUCUACUGAGAUGAUGAUGCUGGCCGCGUCUAUCAAGCGUGAGAGCAAGAAGAAGAUCAGUGACGCUGUCGGCGCCCUCAACGCUCCCAGGAGAACCGCCGAAUACGAUGUCGUAAGCGCUUGGUCGGUCUUGCUCCAAGCGAAAUCACCAGAUGACAUCAACAGCUCCAACACCCUCAAAUUGGCGCGGCUCCAGGUCAAUGAAGAGGUGGAGCGAUGCACACACGCAGCUCCCAAAUUUUCCAAAGAUGGGCGGGUUGCAUUGUUGCGCAUUGACUCUCCAUACCAAGUACAUCCCGUCAUUGCCACUCGAUGGGCAGGCUUCCUUCGCGCAAAGAAGUUGCAGAUGAUUAUGGUCGCGAACGCAGGUCACAAUCCUUCCGCAGAUAUCAUGUCAUUCAGCUGCAGAAUAUGCGCCUCGCUCAGGAGCCUACCGGACGAGGAGCGACCGAAUCUCAUCGAGCUACUUAUUGAGUAUGGCAGCAGAAUCGAUGGCUUUCUCGAUCGAGUCGGCAACGAUUUUGCUCGGGGACAUAAAGAAGCAACAGGCGGGAUAAUUCCACUUGUCGAAUUCGAGAAACUCUGCGCAGAAGGCAUGGAGAUCGGCAUCAAGGACCCAGACGCAGUGUCGCCGGAAAGGAAGAGCAGAAGCAAGUUUCCCGUUCAGAAGACGACACUCCAUUCGUUCUUCAAGAGCCCAGCAAAGUCAACACCUGAUAUCUAUCCGGGUGCCGAUCGACAGCCUGUCGAUCGUAUGGUGUCCUGGGACACCGUCGAUAGCCGCGAGCCCAUUUCGGAGAGUAUAUCUCGAUUGAUGCGUCAUUCGAUGCUCGUCUACGGCGCGUCGCGUCAUAUCAUUUUCAGUUCUGGUCGCAUGAUCCCCGGAGAAAUCGGUCGUUUUCUCUGCUAA
This is a messenger RNA of Mixia osmundae IAM 14324, 1614 nucleotides long. RefSeq lists its product as uncharacterized. The coding region runs from base 1 to 1614 and encodes 537 amino acids. NCBI's taxonomy places the organism in Eukaryota, Fungi, Basidiomycota, Mixiomycetes, Mixiales, Mixiaceae. The transcript is spliced from 5 exons. The record is from RefSeq and is a predicted model, not a curated record.